AUGCAUGAUACAAUUUCAACAAUUGCACCAAGAACCAAUUUUGCGCAAUCGCAAGAAAAACAUCAACUCAUUUUCUUCAUGAAACGCAGUUCACCAUCACUCUGCCUGUCUCCAAAUCUUCGGUUAGACAUGCAACACAGACAUCCGCGGAUGACCCGAAGGUGGGACAUGACACAUCAUCCCAAGAAGGUCGUGUUUAUGCACCGUUCGUCCCUUGUGGCGCGUGCAGGCAAUAGAGAAAUUACCCAAAUUGGGCACGUUGCAGGGGCAACGGAGGUGGUGAUAUACAUGCGCACUUCGUUGCAGGGGCAACAAGCUCAGACGCAGCACCGAUCCGUGCACACACGGCCUGGGCGGCAAACAUUGCGUCAGUUUAUUGUGCCGCUACGCAGGUGGGUCAUAUACGCGAGGCGGUUAAAAGGCGGCCAGGGCAAAUCGUCGUUAUACAACCGCCCUCCUCCCCUCCCUUUAGUACCGAACAAUCCUUUAUCGCCCUUCGCCAUCAAAAUACGCCGUCUGCCUCCUGAUGGGAAUGCUUCUUUGGUCAAGGCGUUGCGAGCUAAGUGUUUCUCUAUCGUCCUGCGUGCACUCCCCUCGGCUCCAUCGUCCUUUUCGUAUUUUCUUCACUCAAAGUUCGUAUUUGCACUCCAGAGGAAAUCUGUCCAUAUGUACAGCCAUGCACAAUCUGAUAACUCAUCAACAGCUAGCUAG
This is a messenger RNA of Australozyma saopauloensis, 711 nucleotides long. RefSeq lists its product as uncharacterized. The transcript has a single exon. Bases 1 to 711 code for a protein of 236 amino acids. The record is from RefSeq and is a predicted model, not a curated record. Lineage: Eukaryota; Fungi; Ascomycota; Pichiomycetes; Serinales; Metschnikowiaceae.